Messenger RNA from Hippoglossus stenolepis (Pacific halibut), 4810 nucleotides. RefSeq lists its product as uncharacterized. Gene Ontology annotation, biological process: negative regulation of DNA-templated transcription; regulation of transcription by RNA polymerase II. Gene Ontology annotation, cellular component: histone deacetylase complex; transcription regulator complex. The record is from RefSeq and is a predicted model, not a curated record. Gene Ontology annotation, molecular function: transcription corepressor activity. Lineage: Eukaryota; Metazoa; Chordata; Actinopteri; Pleuronectiformes; Pleuronectidae. The coding region runs from base 213 to 3176 and encodes 987 amino acids. The transcript is spliced from 11 exons.
AUAGGAAGGACUAAGUGUCUGUCUAUGAAUCUGAAAGGGGAAAUUAUAAGACUCUGGACACAGUAGCGAACGAAAGACCAAGAAAAAGAAAGAAAGAAUGAAGAAGAAAAUUAGAAGAACAACAACCAGAACCCGAAAACAACAGAGGACAAUGUUUGAAAAGGAAAUAAAGCACCAAGGACUGUCACAUUAGCCAAACCAAGCAAGCAACCAUGGAUGACUGUUCACCCACCCAAUCCUUCCCUAACCUCCACCACCAUCGCCACCGCCCAUCCCUUCACCUCACUUUGCCCAACCUUCAGAGCCCAGAAGCCGGGUAUCAACCUGCGCUGGACCCCCUGGAGCAGUAUGGAAGCAGAGGGGAACAAUCUGCAGCGUCUUUCCCGAAUUCAAGCAACUCCUCUGGGGGGAGAAAGGGGAGCAGUAGCGGAGAUAGAGGAUUCCAAAACACAAGUGGUAGUGGUAUGGGUGGAGAUGAUGGCUUGAGAGGCCAUCGGGACAGAGAUGGCGGGCAGGGCAGUCAUUUCCCCGACGCCUGGUGUGGUGGUAUCAAGAAAGAAGAAGUAUGGGAAGACGGUGAAAGCUCUACAGAUGUAUUUUACAAUAAAGCUGAUUGCUACAAUAACCCAAAUGGGGCUUUUUACACCAUGAACUGUGACAGUGAGGAAGGACUCAGGUGUAAACUCAGAGCAAAUUAUAAUAACUAUACCCAGGUUAGCUGUGAUGCUAAAAGUGAAGGGGUUUACAAUAGGGAAGCUAAUUUUAGCCACUUUACGGUGUGCCACAAUAGGAGUGCUGCAGGAAGCUUGAGCGACAGCACCGUCGGUUAUUGUCGGACAGAUUCAAGAGUGAGCGAAAACUAUUCAGGAAGAGAAGAAGACUAUGGAUCCAGCUGUGGGUCGGGUGAGGAUCAGCUUCAGCAAGCAGAGGUGGAGGCUCCCUGGCUCGGUAUGUCUCCCUCGAGUCAGACUGGAGAAGGGAGGUGGAGAGGAGAAGCAGACGCCAUUGCUUUGACCGCGGGGGUCCUGCCCCUGAGGUCACCUAUCACCAUCAGCAGCGGGACGUACACUCAGAAACUGGACUCCUUCUCUGAGGCGUUCCUCUCCCAGCGAAAGAGACGGUUUCCCGUGAUUCAAAGUGGGGAUUCCUCUGGACAGUUGUGGGAGUUCGGAGAAACGCCUGGAUUUGUCAACUCGAGUCACAGCUGUGCUUUUGAUUCAGACCCCUACCUGCCGUCUGUCUCCUUCUCUUCCCCAGUUCACCACUCUCUUCCAUCCUUCCCCUCUCCUCCCACAUCGUCUCACCUCGUGUCUUCAGUUCUCAGUCCUCCUCCCACACCUCUACCCCCUCCUUCUCACUCGCCCUCCAAAAUGGACUCUCCCAGCGCGUCUGGAGGAAGUGGCCAAGAAUCACUUGGCCCGCUCCAGUUUUUCACAUCCCGCCUUCAGCCUCUCCCAUCUGUCCAUUGCUCCGGGAUGAUGUGGAAGUUUCCUCUGCUGUCGCACAGCUUUCCACAGUCGUCAGGGGACCCCAGCAGCAGUGACAACAACUUAAGAUCGUCCCAUGUUUCUCAUUAUGGAAAUAUUACUGCUGCACAUGACACCCUCCAGUCUCCUGAGUCGCCAUUCCUCACUUCCUCAUUCCAUCAUUCGUCCCUCCACCCUUCACCCAGAGACCUCUGUCCCUUGAACACUCCAUCCCUCCAUCUUCCCUCUCCUCCAUCUCACCUCUCCGGCCCAAAUAACGUGGCAGCAGAAGACACAGCUCCUUACUUGGUGAGCCAGAAAGUAAAGAAUGGACCAGCCGCUCUGCAGCAACAAGCCUCUCCUGUCUACACUGGAACGCCAUUUCCCAGUGUCCUUCACCCUAGCAGGGGCCAGAAGAGGGGCCACUACACUCCACGACCCCUGCUCAAUCCAAUCCGCAGAGGGACGGGUCUGUACUCCUCCCUCUUACCGCUCCAUCACAAAGAGGAUAAACCGGCAUUCAGAGAAGAGGAAGAGGAUUGUGGUGUGUUACAGAGUGUGAAUGUAGGUUUCGAGUUCCAGGCAGAGCUUCCACCAUGCUGCGUUAAGGGCAAUGGGUCAGGGACUUGGUCCCCAGAUGACGAAGCUCCCAGGGAACAGUUGCUCUGGAAACCAUUGCAGGAGCUGGAGGAGAGUGCCAACUUACAAAAUCAAGUGGACAAGCUGCUGUCAUUGUGUAGUUCGAGCUGUCUACCAGGAGGGGGCAGUAACACCGAGCUGGCUCUGCACUGUCUGCACCACUGCCAGGGGAACACAAUGGCCACUCUUGAGAUGCUGCUGUUCUGGCAGCCCUCUUCAGCAGGAGACUACCACUACUCUGGCAGUAAUUUUUGGACAGACGCUGAAAAGAGUCUCUUCGGUGCAGCUCUGGGGACUUACGGAAAAGACUUCUCACUCAUACACAAAACGGUAAAGACCAAGACGGUGAGCCAGUGUAUUGAGUUUUACUACCUGAGCAAGAAACUUGUGGACAAGCAGAGGAAACAGCAGGAGGAAGACAACAGAGAUGAAGAGUUGCAGCAGCAGAAAAGUAUGACGCCCAUCUGUCAGCCAGCGGAGAGACGGUUUGGGCAGGCGGAGGCGGUUCCCGCACCCUCAUUGGCCAGCUUCUUCCCCUGCAAGCUGUGUGGCAAAAUGUUCUACAAAAUCAAGUCCCGUAACGCUCACAUGAAGAUCCACCGCCAGCCUCAGGAGGACUGGGGCGACAGGCGGCUGCAGCACCAGAUCCUGACGCAACGUCUGGCCCUCAGCCGUUCAGCCAACCCCAUGCCCACCUCAGGCAGUAAUCUGCUCCCACCUCAUGCUCCAGCUCGGACCUUUACCUCCUCUGGAGCAUCACGCACCAGCAGCAAUGCAGACAAUAUCCUCAACUCUAUAACCAGCAGCAACACCAGCACUCCCAGCGAUGCCCGAGAUCCCAGCACUGCAGUGACAUAUAACAACAUCACUGCGUCUAACUCUCAUGUGAUCACCAGUGUUGACGCUGGGGACUCAAAUCAGAGAGAGCCCACCUCUGUCUUACCUUUCCACCAGUCAUGGAGCUCAUAUGGACAUGGCCCCACUCAGGCUGUCUUCUUCUGCAACACAGAUGGGAAAGAGGAGGCUGCAGAUGGGACAGUGGGAGGAAAAGAGGCCAUUGACUGGCAAUAGCUUUUAACUCUCCCAAAAGCAUUACCACUGCUGAAGUCAAACUGGAAUUUAAACUUUAAGUUUAUGUAGCUUUUUCCCCUGCAACGCUUUGCAUUUGUUUUACCUUUAAAUAGCAGCUUUAAAAUUAGUUUGAUGGGUCACUGACUGUAGAUCAGUUAAAUAGACAGCGACGUCAUUUAAAACCUGCGCUAACCUCCAAUUUUCUGAGCAGAGUUUGGUGUGUUUGUUUCAUCAGCAGCUCUUCUGCUUCAGAAAGCUAGGGUUCAUGGGUAAUACCCACCGUUCAGUUGUGUUUAAGGGACUACGCAGUCAGAGCUCUGGUCAAGAGAUUACGAGGCUUAACGAGCCCAACAGAGUGAAUCACCACAUGUGGGUGCAGGGGGCGCUGUAGCUCAGUUAAAGAAAGAGAUUUUUUUGUAAAUUGUGCUUUUGAAUAAAAUUUGUCACCUUGAGAUUGUUUUUGAGUUCAGUCAAACACAACUUUUACACAGAUCAAACAAAUGAGAUAUAAUAUGUUUAUUGAUCCAGGAUAGCUGUUUCCCUGUUUCCAGGCUUUGUGCUUAGCUAAGCUAACUGGCUAUAUAUAUAUAUAUAUAUUCAUAUUUAAUGCACAGACAUGUCAAACUUUUUAUCUAACUUUACUCAAUAAAUCAAUAAUAGAACCAUUCAAAAUGUCAAACUAUUACUUUAGUUCUCACAAAGUCCUUUAAAGAAGUCAGGUUGAGCUGAAUGGUCCAUCAAGGUCUAAAAUGCAAAUACACAAAGAGAUAGAAAGAGAAGCACACACACGCACACACACACACACACUAAGACACGGCGUGUUGAAAGGUUUUGAUAUAACACCAUAAUGGGCUAAUAUUGACCUUGGUAGGUCAUCUCCUCUCUUAUAGUUGUCUGAGUGGCCGGCAUUGCCCUGUUGAUGGUUAACCACAGCUCCAGUUUGUGUGUGUGUGUCCUGGAAGAUGCCAGGAAAGGGGCACAGGGAGGUUUGCACAGGAUCUCUGUGUGGAGUAGGUCAGCUAAAUCCAGACCGAGGUUGAGCUAAAAUGAAACAGGUAAACAUAAAAGUCACGUAAGGGUCUCUGUGAUGAAACCAACAAACUAAAUGUUCCCUUUAUCUGGUGUUUCUGAUGCAGAUAUAAGCUGUAUAUCAUACUUGUCCUUUAUUCUCUGUCAUCAUUGUCACUUAUCAAUCUAGUGGUUCAAUAGCAUUUCUCAAGGCGGUGAGUGUUCUUUGUUCUCGUAUCUUCACGACUGUUACUUCCACUAAAAUGAUAACAGUGUUUGAGUGUGUGUGUAUAGUUUGUAUGUUAAAAAUGACAAUCUGAGUAUGACUGUCCUCGACAAGUACAUGGAUUUGUUUAUGAUUGUGUGUUUUUAUGUGUCUGUCGUGUGUAGCAUGUGACCAUCAUGUGUUUUUUCCUGUAGAUGUCCCUGAUAAAUGUAACAAUGGUCCCCUAUCAGAGAACUCCCUCCCCCCUACUAAAAGUCCAACAUGUCUGGCACAGUUUGUCUGCCCUCCUUUCUCCCUCUGAUGUCGGCUUUUCUCAGAUCUUUUCUAACACAGCACCGCCCACCUCUGUAAUAAAGACAGUGAGCUGUUGCUAGUUAAUAAACGAGGUCUACCAGUGUCA